GUGAAUUGAUGAAUCGUGCAGGUGAAAUUGACCCUCACUCAAGGAAUGUAAAGUGUUAGUUCAACCAACAAUCAACCAGUUGUCUAAAUUGCUCAAAGGUGCAUCUCAUGAACAAUCAAUUGGGAAGCAUAUAUAGACAGACCACAACACAGAGUUGCAACUUUCCAACAAUGGAUGGACCAGGAAACGAACAGGGUCAACAGCCAGGAGGAAGAAGAGGAGCAAGGAUGCGUGGUGGAAGGCAAAACAGAGGACGAGGCAGAAGAGGACAUAGGCGCAUAUCUGAUGACAUAAGGGCCACUAUUGUAGACCAUGUUGUCAAUCAUGGCCUUACUAUGGCUGAGGCGGGUCGAAGGGUGCAGCCGAACAUUGGGAGAUCAACCGUGUCCUCAAUAGUUCAAACGUUUCGAAGAGAGAACCGGACAGCAAAAUUACCACAAACCGGUGGCAGAGGACGCCUUUUCACACCUCAACAGGAAGAGGCUAUAUGCACCAUGGUCCGAGCAAACAAUGCUAUGAGACUCAGGGAAAUACAAAGGACCAUUAUAGAAGACAACGAUGUCUUUGAAAACAUCCGUACUGUUAGCAUCUCAACCAUUGACAGGGUGCUGCAUAGAAACCAGAUGAGUAUGAAACAGCUGUACCGUGUACCAUUCCAAAGGAAUGAGGACCGAGUUAAGGAGAUACGGUACCAGUAUGUACAGCGUAUAAUGGAGUUGGAAUCAAGUGAACCCUCUCACAACUUUGUAUACAUGGAUGAGGCUGGCUUCAACCUGACCAAAUGCAGAAGGCGGGGUAGGAAUGUCAUCGGUCAGAGAGCUACUGUGGAUUUGCCAGGCCAAAGGGGAGGAAAUAUGCUAUUUCAGAGCAUGGCGUCCUAA
Messenger RNA from Carassius auratus (goldfish), 881 nucleotides. RefSeq lists its product as uncharacterized. The coding region runs from base 108 to 881 and encodes 257 amino acids. The transcript has 3 exons. NCBI's taxonomy places the organism in Eukaryota, Metazoa, Chordata, Actinopteri, Cypriniformes, Cyprinidae. The record is from RefSeq and is a predicted model, not a curated record.